Molecule: messenger RNA, 4672 nt
Organism: Brachypodium distachyon (stiff brome)
Lineage: Eukaryota; Viridiplantae; Streptophyta; Magnoliopsida; Poales; Poaceae
Product: SCAR-like protein 1
Exons: 8
Coding region: 308-4231 (1307 amino acids)
Biological process (GO): positive regulation of Arp2/3 complex-mediated actin nucleation; actin cytoskeleton organization
Cellular component (GO): cytoskeleton
Molecular function (GO): Arp2/3 complex binding; protein kinase A regulatory subunit binding
Source: RefSeq, a predicted model, not a curated record
UGUGUUGUGCGCGGAAGACAAACCACCCGGAAGCAGUACGAGAAAGACGCCGAGCGAAGGAACAAAAAGGCCUUCCCGAGCCAGGAGCAACCGCCGCACCAAGCUCUCCCGAGACUUGAUUAGAAGGACAAAUCCACAAUCCAAAUCCCAAGAGUAAAAAAGCCAGGAUCUUCAUUGAGCUCUGCCGCGUUCCUGCCAGACCUGAGCCACCGGAAACUGGGAGCUGCACAGCGCGCCGGCGCGCGCGCCAUCAGACAGAAAAGCUGCCGCUGCAGCAGGAGCAGAGGAGGAACCUCUGUCGAGGGCAAUGCCUCUGUCGAGGCACACGGUCGCCAACGAGUACUCCCUCGGGGGCCGCGACCUCUACAAGCGGGCGGACCAGCACGACCCCGAGGCCGUCCUCGAUGGCGUCGCCAUGGCCGGCCUCGUCGGCGUCCUCCGCCAGCUCGGCGACCUCGCAGAGUUUGCUGCACAGGUCUUCCACGGGCUGUAUGAUGAGGCGAUGACCACGUCGGCUCGAGGGCACGGGCUGGUGCUCCGGGUGCAGCAGCUGGAGGCAGAGCUGCCACUCCUGGAGAAAGACUCCUGUCAGAGAGAUUACCUGUACGUUGCUUCCGACAGGGGAGUUGAUUGGCAUGCUAAUCUGAGGGUGGACCAUGGGCUUGUGACGAGAGGCGACACGCCUCGCUUCAUCAUGGAUUCCAUCAAGCGGUGUCAUGGGCCUCCCAGAUUGUUCAUGCUUGACAAGUAUGAUAUCGGUGGCGCGGGGACGUGCAUGAAGAGAUACUCGGACCCGGCCUUCUUCAAGACGGAUUCUGCCUGUUCAAGAAUGCUGCAGGAAGGAAUCAGAAGGGAAAGAAGACCUCUUAGAGCCAUGGAGAUCAGGCCGAACCUGCAGAAUUCUGAGAUUUUCAGACCUCCUAACGCACCCAACAGUGACUCCAAAUCGGAGACUGAUUUAUCCGUUGAAGCUUUGGAUGAAGCCCCAACAAGGCGCCAACGACUGAAGAACAGGCAGCUAAACGGCUCUGUGUUCCAAAGCUUCAGACCGCAGAUGCAGGAUCUUUAUGAAAAGGCUUCUUCACCACAGGAGAAAACUUUCUCCAUGGAUCAAUCAGAGGCGCAGAUAUCUUUCACCGAUUCACCAGAUACAAACGCUGAAGAGAGGGACAUAAUGGUGGACACUUCCAGCAGCAUGGACAGAGGCAAGAAAGGCCACCACACCUUGGUGCACAAGAACAGGUCCAUGUGUGAAGAAGCCUUGUCCCGUUCUUCAGAUGCCCGGUCAGCAGGAAGCAGCAGCAAGGGGUACAACUCUGAAAUUGACAUUUUCGUGGAUGCACUCACAACAAUGGUGUCUGAAGUGGAGACAGACACGGAGCACAGGGACCAUGGAAAACGGGCCUCUUCACCAGCACUUUCAGGCAAGGCGUGCUCCGAUGCUCACGGUGCCGUGCUGUCCAACUCUAGUAGCUUCAGUAAGGAGGAGGACUCGCCGACGUCUUGCUCUUCAGAUGUUACCUCAGCAAACGGUGGUAACCCUGAAGAUGAAGACACUGUCCAUGUACCGCAGGCCAAACCUGUUAUGGGUGAACAUGAGAGGACUAGCUCAUUGGAGGAAUUGUUUGAGCAAGAGAAGCCUGUUUCUUGCGAGCAUGAGAGAACUUCUUCCUUGGAGGAAUUGCUCACCAGCGAUGUCCUUGUUUCAGAGCCUGACAUGAAGGAACUAGCUACUGAAUCAAAUACUAACGGCCUUGUCAGUAAUGCUACAUCUGAUAGUGCAGUUGACCCUACUAAAAAGGCCAAGGAGAAUAAUAUUUUGACCAUUUCCUUCAAGAAGACAGCUAGCAAGAGGUUGAAGUGUGUCGAAAGCAUGGAGAUUUUUGCUUCAAAAGUUGGCAUUUUGCCCAGGAAACUCUCCAAGAAGCAUGAUCCGUUCUCCGAUUCCCUCCGGAACAUGGCGAAGGAGCUGCUUGAGCUAAAGUGUGAUGGCACUCAAGAUACCGACUUGCAUGACUUUGAAGCAAAUGGUGAGGAAUUCGAUGUUAAAUGUCCAGAAAUGUCUCACCAUCCUGUUGAAAUAGAGGAAAGUGUCAGGCAAAGCAUUUCUUCUGAGUCCCCACAAAAUCAUGUUAGUCCAAGGGAAUGCCAGUCAGAAGUAAACAAAGAGUCUGACCAUGAUGUUCCACCUACUGACAGUCCACAAGAUUCAGUCUUUGAUGAAAAUGGUUUCCAGCAUACCAGUAUCUACUUGACAGACAUCACAUCACCGAGUCCUCAAGAAGAAGGAUGUGCAGGUGCUACAUCUGAUGAGCAUUUGUCUGCUGGCAUGCUCAAUCUCGCAUUGGAGCUUAUGCAAGAGAAUAUUGAGGAUAUACGUACCGAAGAUGUUUCUGAAAAUGCAUCAGAUGUGGGUGAAGAGUUGAAAGAAGUCUGCAUUUGUGAAGAGCAGGUAAAUGUGGAAGACACCAAUGAAUGUGCUGAAUCCGAUGAAUAUAAAUCGGAGGAUGAUGAAAUCACAGAGUACAUAGAAGAUCACGUGGUUCCAGAUGGUGUGAUCUCCUCGCCGACUUCAUCCAAGCUAUCUGAUGAUCUUUCCCAAGCAACUCCAUUCGGUCUCACAGAUGCAGAUGGCGCGAUGGCAAGUGAAGGUGCAAACAACUACAUCCCUGAAAUGGAGCAUACCACAUUGCUGGAAACUAUCACAGAAACUGAAGUACCUAAACUUGUACCCGAGUCAGUAAUCAGCAGUGAGGCUUCCGUGCCAGAUGAUGAACAGUGCUAUUUACAUCCAGAAACAACUUUUGCACAGGAUACUGUUCUCAGAAGCUGUGAAGUUACAGGCCCAAAUGAUCAACUGCAGCAGUGCAUCUCAUCCAUGAUGGCCGAGACUCCAGAUCCAACUGUACAUGAAUUACAUCAGGAACAACCUAAUCCAUUCAUCAGCAGCACUGAAAUUUUUGCAGAUCAAAUGGCUCCUGACGCCAGAUAUGUGCCGCUACCGAACAUCUCAAGUUUUGAUUGGAUGCUUAAUGGGGCAAUGCAGCAGUCUUUAAAUGUGCUUCCUGCUCCAUCAACUAAUGGAUUUCUACAUGAAAUUCCUUCUUCUGAAGAUACUGAAGAUGCACCGCCACUUCCACCUCUUCCGCCAAUGCAGUGGCGAGCGACCAAGCUCCAGACAGGAUCCACAGCUUUAUUUGCAAAGAUUGGGAAACCACCGAGGCCAAAGCCUGCAGUGAAACAAAAUGAGAAUGAGAGGAACUCUUCAUUUGAUGAAAUGAAUCAAGAGGAUCAAAACCUUCAGGAAACAAUCCUGCAGAACGGCUUUACUUUGCUGCAGAAGGAAAUGACACCGACAACAGUUUCUGAAGAGGUUCAGACAAAUCCAUUACUUGACAGGGAUUCUCAAGAAAAUCAUCUCCAAGAAAAAUACAAAGAUUAUGAUGUGCAGGCUCCCAAUCUAUUUUCCGAAUCAGAAGUCAAGAGCACGGCAUGCCUUGUUUCAGUAGAAGGAGUUAAUCUGCACACUUUACCCGAGCUUAUAAGAAUUCCGGAGGAGGCUUGGUCUGAGCUUGUAGAUAUAGAACCAAUUCUGCAACCGGAGGAAAAGCGAAAGGAAGAGCUCAGAAACAGAUAUUGUGAUUUCAGUGACAUGCAUACUGCUGGUUUGCCAAUCGAAAAGACUAAUCUGGAGUAUGAAAUAUCUGAUCAAAAGGUGAAGGAAUCUGAUCACAAGGAGAAAGAAUUGCCAGCUGCAGAUAGAAACACAAUUGCAGAUUCAGAAGAAAACAAACCAGAGGGGCUUCCUUGUCAGGAUGAUACGCAAAAUCCUGAUUUCUCGGUGCAACGGGAAGAUGGAGAGCAUGGUAGUUCCGUUGACAAGGCUAGGGAGUUCUCUAUAGCAUUAGAAGAGGAACUAGCAAAGUUACCUCCUCAUCCAGAGCCGGAACCACCUAGAUGUCCUCUGCUUCAAGUUACUUCUCAUGAUAGAAGCAUGCUAAGAAAGGCUCCAACUUUGGUUCAGCCUUCAAGUAAGCUUUCAGAUGAGAAGAACACAGUGCUAGAACAGAUAAAGAACAAGUCUUUCAACUUGAAGCCAGUCAUCGUGAAGAGACCAAACGUGAUAGGUGGUCCGAGAACGAACUUACAAGUGGUGGCUAUCUUGGAGAGGGCCAACUUAAUUCGCCAGGCUGUUGCCGAUGACGAUGACGAGGAUAGCUGGAGUGAGUAGUUGAUUCCUCAGAGUAAUUUUGGCGCCUAUGUUUUAUGCAACGAUCCAUGUCUUGUGCUCAUGUUCUUGCAUGAAGAGAAUGAUGGAACAUAUCGGCAGUUUUUCUUCAUGUCGAGAACACCAUGCCAAGACAAUUGAUCUGUCCCAGUGAAGGUCUUCCUUUCCCCCUUGUAUAUGAGAAGCAGAGACUGUAUUCCACCUCCUUUGUUGUGCCUCCUGAAGUUUGAUGCUUGACGGGGAGUGUAUGUGUACGGCGUUGUGGUACUAGUGUGCAUUUUUGUAACCUGAGUGUAUAUAGAAAGAAGAUAAAUGCUGUCGAUUUUUUCCCUGGUCAAAACUGACUUGAGUGUUUGGAAGCAUCAGUUAAGAAAUCUGUAGGAUUAUGCAAAGAAAAGUAUAGAUUUCGUAUGGAGGGAAAUCCAGCACGGCCAUUUUUGUGAA